This is a messenger RNA of Heteronotia binoei (common prickly gecko), 3549 nucleotides long. RefSeq names its product ETS variant transcription factor 5 (gene ETV5). The transcript has 13 exons. Gene Ontology annotation, cellular component: nucleus. The record is from RefSeq and is a predicted model, not a curated record. Gene Ontology annotation, molecular function: DNA-binding transcription factor activity, RNA polymerase II-specific; sequence-specific DNA binding. The coding region runs from base 237 to 1796 and encodes 519 amino acids. NCBI's taxonomy places the organism in Eukaryota, Metazoa, Chordata, Lepidosauria, Squamata, Gekkonidae. Gene Ontology annotation, biological process: cell differentiation; regulation of transcription by RNA polymerase II.
GGUAAACAAGCUGUGAUCGACAACCUCUGGCAGAGCUGCAGGCCAAUAGGGACAGGGUGGGGCGGGCACUGGAGGCCGUUCGGGGGCUCCGGCAGCAACCCAAAGAAGACACUGGGCUUCUAGCGACUGCAGAUCGGCAGUUCUAUGGCCAGAGCUAGAUUCUGAAAAGUCUUCUCACCCUGGAAUUACUCAAUGCUAAAAACAUUCAAGAGAAUAUUAAAGAAUCUGCAAGCACAAUGGAUGGCUUUUAUGAUCAACAAGUCCCUUUCAUGGUCCCUGGGAAACCUUGCACUGAAGAGUGUCGAGGGAGGCCAGUGAAUGACAGGAAACGGAAGUUUCAGGACACUGACCUGGCCCAUGAUUCUGAAGAAUUGUUUCAGGAUCUUAGCCAGCUGCAGGAGGCUUGGUUAGCUGAAGCCCAAGUUCCUGAUGAUGAACAAUUUGUCCCAGAUUUCCAGUCUGAUAACUUGGUACUUCAUGCACCACCCCCAGCAAAGAUCAAGAGGGAACUCCAUAGCCCUUCUUCUGAGUUGUCUACCUGUAGCCAUGAACAGGUGCAUUGUGCUCAUUAUGGAGAAAAGUGCCUCUACAACUACUGUGCCUAUGAUAGGAAGCCCCCUGCUGGGUUCAAGCCAUUAACUCCGCCUACCACCCCUGCAUCACCUGCACUCCAGAGCACUUCCCUUCCUCCCCCUCCUCCACCACCACUGCCUGCAGCACCUGUGCAGACUCCCACUCAUGUCGCCACCACAGCAGGCCCUUUGCAGGGAGCUCCGCCUCCUCCAGCCCCCCCUCAUGUUCUUCAGGAAUCAAGGCAGCAGCAGACCUUUGCUGUGCCUCGGCCACCACAUCAAUCGCUUCAGAUGCCAAAGAUGAUGCCUGAAAACCAGUAUCCCACAGAACACAGAUUUCAGAGACAGAUGUCUGAACCUUGCCACCCUUAUCCGCCACCGGGGCUUUCUGGAGACAAUCGUCCCGUCUACCACAGGCAGAUGUCAGAGCCUAUUGUUCCUGCUACGGCCCAUCCUCCCCAGGGAUUCAAGCAAGAGUACCAUGACCCCCUCUAUGAUCAUGGUGUCCCAGGCAUCCCUGGCCCACCCAGGCAUGGAUUCCAGUCUCCCAUGGGAAUCAAGCAAGAACCCAGGGACUACUGCAUUGACUCAGAAGUGCCUAAUUGCCAGUCAGCAUAUGUGAGAGGAGGAGGAGGUGGCUACUUCCCCAACAGCCAUGAUGGGUUCUUGUAUGAGAAGGAUGCCCGGUUGUACUUUGAUGAUACCUGUGUUGUACCAGAAAGGUUGGAAGGCAAAGUGAAGCAAGAGCCCACCGUGUAUCGUGAAGGGCCUCCUUACCAGAGACGAGGAUCACUCCAACUGUGGCAGUUCCUGGUCACCCUCCUGGAUGAUCCAGCCAAUGCCCACUUCAUUGCUUGGACUGGCAGAGGCAUGGAGUUCAAGUUGAUUGAACCUGAAGAGGUAGCUCGCCGGUGGGGAAUUCAAAAAAACCGGCCCGCAAUGAACUAUGACAAGCUCAGUCGCUCCCUUCGCUACUACUAUGAAAAAGGCAUCAUGCAAAAGGUGGCCGGAGAGCGGUACGUCUACAAGUUUGUUUGUGAUCCUGAUGCCCUUUUCUCCAUGGCCUUCCCUGACAAUCAGCGCCCGUUUUUGAAAGCUGAACCAGACUGCCAUGUGAAUGAAGAUGACACCUUACCUCUGACACAUUUUGAAGACAACUCUGCGUACCUCCUGGACUUGGAUCACUGCAGCAACCUCCCCUAUGCAGAGGGCUUUGCUUACUGACUUGGGAAGCAGCAGAAUUCUGACAUGAGAGACUCCUGUUCCAAGUAAUAAGGGCAAUUUUUUUUUGUAAAGACAAAAAUUUUGCUGUUCAUAAAACUGCUCUUUGCAAAUAUUACAAGAAGAGCCUAAAACACUUCAAGGCCCUCCAUGUGAAGACUGACAAUAGCAUGGCUAGUGAGUAGAACCUCCAGUUGCUGAUCACAUUGGGUGCAGCUGUGGGGUGAACAGAGAUUGGGAAGGGUUGUCUUCUAGGCCCAACAGAUAGGGACAGGUGCGAUGUACAUGUCCACAGGACUUGAAUAGACUGUGUGCAAUUAGCAAAUUUGUUAAGAAAAUGUGCUCUGUUACAAUCACAAUCCUUGUAUCUACCUUGCAAAAUGGAAAAGGGCUUUGAUUUGCAGAGGGGAAGAGGAACCAAUGCAGUGUAAGUCCUUGGGAAUGGGCUAGCUCAGCCCUCCUGGGUUCUCAGUGCACAGCUCCUCAGUCUGGGAAAGCCUUUCUUAGUCUCCAGUAAACAACCCAACUUAAAGAACAGCACUUAAGCACCACCUCCCUAAGAGCCCAGCAAGCCCUUGGCCACCCUCUCUUUAACAAGGCUGUGCAUGGAUGGCUUGCUUUUAGGGAGAAAGGGGGGCUUGGCCAAACUCUUUUUAUGUUGUGGGGCAACAUUUCUAACUAAAUUUUUGUAGGUUUUGUAUCUGUGGCAAGUCCACCUUCUGGCCAAGCUGCUGCUUUCUUGCCUCUGGCAGUGCUGUUGCAAAGGGCACUGCUGCUUGGGUGGAGCUUCUUUGGCCCAGCGUGUUCAUAUCUGCUUUGCGCUUUUCCUGCACUGGAUCCUGCCUGGACAUUUUGCACAGCAUGCUGUGCAUUUGGAGUAUGCUUCUGUGCAGCAGCAGAGUGCAAGCUGCUUGGCUUUUUCUCUGUCUGGGAACUGUAUGUAUAUAAUACAUGGCAGCCCCAGCUGUUGAAUAUCCCCAGGUUCUGACCUUAUGACUCCAUUGCCAUAUUACCGCUUAACUGACAUUUCUGGACUCACUGAGCUUUCAAGCAAGGGAGAAAGAGAUGUCUUGUGUAUUUUAGCUUAAUUUGUAAGUUGCAUUUCCCUCUUUCCGAUGUUUUAUGCAAGCCACAUAUUUUAAGAGGAUUUUUUUAAAAAAGAAAAAAAUACAAUUUGAUUUUGUAAAAAUGCAGGAAGAGGAAGAAGGCUGGAGUUACUCAGUAUAUAUAAAGCUUCUCUGGAUCCUUUAGGAGCCAUCUCUCUUGUUGUGAGCCCGUUGGCACACACCUGUACAAUGCUUUACCCACAAUGCGUCUCUUCCCUUGCGGGCUCUGUGUUUUGUUGUAAAUGCUGUAUAGGAUUUCUUUUUCUGCUUUGAUAACUUUGUUUGGGUUUUUGACUAACUUCACUUUUUUAAAGAAAAAAAGUAUGAAUAUGAAGAUUAACUCUUCGUGGACGACUCAGCAACUCUCCCCAGAAUGUAUCCAGUGGCCGCAAGUGGUCUAUCACAAAGCACAUGAUGACAGCAAACUCUGCUGUGGCUCCCAGCAUGCCCCAGGGCUUAACCAAGCCAACGGGGUUUGCUUUUUCUUUUUGUUUUUAAAUUUGGCAUGGGAAGUCUAUAGUGCAAAAAGGGUUAAUCUGAGGAUUGAUGUGAAAUUACUAUUGCCUGAGCAGGGCUAUAAUAAUAUAUCUCCUGCAAAGCUGCAUUACAUUCUGUACUGUGUACAAUAAAGGAUUUUUGCUUUCUGUUCA